Messenger RNA from Ruditapes philippinarum (Manila clam), 1296 nucleotides. RefSeq lists its product as uncharacterized. The record is from RefSeq and is a predicted model, not a curated record. NCBI's taxonomy places the organism in Eukaryota, Metazoa, Mollusca, Bivalvia, Venerida, Veneridae. Bases 1 to 1296 code for a protein of 431 amino acids. The transcript has a single exon.
AUGACUAAUUCCAAUAGCAUUGAUGACAUUCAUCAUAAACGACAUUCCACGUCAAAACACCAAAACGAGACUGGAAAGAAACACAAUCACCAUUCAAGAGUUAGACAAAACCAACAUAUAACAAAAUGUGGAAAUUGUGGACAGUCACAUCACAGCAAAGAUCGAUGUCCGGCAAGAGGAAAACUAUGCAAGAACUGCCAUAAAUGGAAUCACUAUGCAGUUGUGUGUAGGUCAAACAAAAAAGUGCAUGAAAUCGAAACCGGAAACAAUAACAGUGACAGUAACAGUGACAGUGAAUUUUGUAUUGGUGCAGUUGAUUCAAAUUCAAAGGGACAGGUAUUUGUUGAUUUACAGGUGGGCUCUAAAGGUCAUUUUAAACAGUUUAAACUUGACACAGGGGCAUGCUGUAACAUCCUUUCUGAGGCAGAUUUCAAAUCCUUCAAGGUCAAUACUCCCUUAAAGAAGCCAACUGUCAAACUCACUGCUUACUCAGGCACUGAAAUUAAGGUUCUAGGAGUAGUAGAUCUCUCAUGCAGCUACAAGAAGAAAUGCACAAAACUUGUACAAUUUUAUGUUGUGAGAACAAACAAACCCUCUAUCCUAGGUUUACAAUCAUGCCUUGACUUCAAUUUAAUUAAGAUUGUAAUGUCCGUAGACCAGAAUGAGCAAAUGAAUAAAAAUUCUGUCUUGCGUGACUUUCCUGAAGUUUUUCAUGGCUUUGGAAAAUUACCUGGUGCUUGUUCGAUCAAAGUAGAUCCCAAGUAUUCCCCAGUAAUUCAUGCUCCCCGACGCGUUCCUGUAGCUCUUCAGAGCAAGGUUAAAAAGGAACUUGAUGCUAUGGAAAAGGCUGGAAUCAUAGCCAAGGUCACCACACCAACAAAUUGGGUGAAUAGUAUGGUCGUAGUCAAUAAGCCACAUUCUGAUAAAGUUAGAAUUGUAAUUGACCCUAAAGACCUUAAUAAGGCAAUCCAUAGGCCACAUUAUCCUACAAAAACCUUAGAUGAUAUUUUGCCGCAGUUAAAAUCUGCAAAAUAUUUCACAAAACUUGACUGCAAAUCAGGUUACUGGUCCGUUGUUUUAGAUGAUGAAUCAUCAUAUCUAACAACAUUCAACACCCCUCAAGGUCGUUAUAGGUAUCUAAGAUGUCCCAUGGGACUGAAAUGCAGCCAAGAUCUUUUCCAGCAAAAGAUGGAUGAGUGCUUAGAAGGCUUACUUGGUUGUAGUGUCAUUGUAGAUGACAUUCUUGUUUAUGGUUCAACUCGAGAAGAGCAUGACAUAAACCUAAGAAACUUAUAG